GGUCUCGCGGCCUAGCCACUCUCUUUACGAGCGCGGGACGCUUUCGAAGGCUCUUUGUCAUCCGACCGACUUCCCCACAGUUCUUCUGGGUCGCUUGGUUUUUCUUGCGAACGAAUGUUGAACCCCAUUGUCCGAAAUUGCUGAACGAGAAGGUUGCCCAGGAUGAGUAUGGUCAAUAUCGUCAACGUUCAGAUCAUGAACAACCCUUGUUCGUUCUUUGAUCCGUUUCAAAUCGAAAUUACCUUUGAGGUUAUAAGCGAGUUACAAGAAGAUUUGGAGUUUAAGAUUGUGUAUGUAGGAUCUGCCCAGAGCGAAGACCAUGACCAGACGCUAGAAUCCGUCAUGGUAGGGCCUGUGCCUGUCGGGGCGAGCAAAUUCUUACUCGAGGUUAGUGCCGAUGCACCAGCCCCAGACCCGAGCAAGAUCCCGAGUACCGAUAUCGUAGGGGUGACUGUGCUUCUCCUGAUGUGCUCCUAUCGUGACCGCGAAUUCGUCCGAGUGGGGUACUACGUCAACAACGACUACACGGAUGAGCAGAUGAGGGAGGAGCCGCCGGAGGAGGUUCAACUGGAUAAACUGCAGCGUGCGAUUCUGGCGGAUAAACCGAGGGUGACGAGAUUCUCUAUUCCUUGGGACAACGACGAGAAAGCCGCCGCAGCAGCCGCCGCCCAACAAGGCAUGUCCUCAACCCUCGAAAACGACGAAAACGCAAUGUCCAUGGACACGGACCUCAACUCCCACAACACAUCGAUGGCCGCUCCCUCCGCGAACCCGUCUAGCUUGGGGUCACCGGAAAAAACCAUGGGCAACGUGGCUGCUGGUGCGGGUAUACCCCAGGCGCCGCCAGUGACGAUGAUGCAGGAGGCUGCGUGAGUCUGAGUUUGGUUCGGCGUCGAUGAAGGGUGAAUGGGCUUCAGGGGGAUAUCCGAAACAAUGGAGGGCCGGGCGUACAAAGGGUGAUAGUUGUGGGUCUGUGUUGUAUAUAUGGUGGCAUAGUGUUUGAAUGAAGCUGCUGGUGCCCUUCGGCUGCUAGCGACUGAACAAGCGGGAUGUGUUUUACCUUGUCAUUGUCGUUAUUGUUGGCAUGCAGCUUUCUGAAUUCUCUUUUAUCUAUACCCUAUCGGAUGCACAUCAAAAAUGAAAAAAAAACAUUGUAAAAA
Fimicolochytrium jonesii is the source of this 1160-nucleotide messenger RNA. RefSeq lists its product as uncharacterized. The record is from RefSeq and is a predicted model, not a curated record. The coding region runs from base 163 to 873 and encodes 236 amino acids. Gene Ontology annotation, biological process: nucleosome assembly; DNA replication-dependent chromatin assembly; nucleosome disassembly. Gene Ontology annotation, cellular component: nucleus. The transcript has 5 exons. NCBI's taxonomy places the organism in Eukaryota, Fungi, Chytridiomycota, Chytridiomycetes, Spizellomycetales, Powellomycetaceae. Gene Ontology annotation, molecular function: histone binding.